AUGGCCAAGUACCUGACCCAGAUUGUGCUGGUGGACAUUCAGGUGGUUGGCAGGGCCUUUGCCCGCACUCUGCGGCAGGAGUUUGCAGCCAACCAAGCUGCGCUGGGGGCCCGAGGGCGCACCCCAGGGUCUCUGUUGGAGACAGCCUCCAGCAUCUCUGGGAUCAGCCUGCAGAUCUUCAAUGUCUCCAAGCUGAACCCAGAGGACAUCCAGAGGAACUACGAGCAUUUAUUUAAGGUGAACGACAAAUCUGUGGGGGGCUCCUUCUACCUGCAGUCCAAGGUGGUGAGAGCCAAGGAGCACCUGGAUGAUGAACUGCGGAUCUAGUCCCA
This is a messenger RNA of Euleptes europaea (tarantolino), 332 nucleotides long. RefSeq names its product presequence translocase associated motor 16 (gene PAM16). Gene Ontology annotation, cellular component: TIM23 mitochondrial import inner membrane translocase complex. Gene Ontology annotation, biological process: protein import into mitochondrial matrix. Lineage: Eukaryota; Metazoa; Chordata; Lepidosauria; Squamata; Sphaerodactylidae. The record is from RefSeq and is a predicted model, not a curated record.